Culex quinquefasciatus (southern house mosquito) is the source of this 772-nucleotide messenger RNA. RefSeq names its product tigger transposable element-derived protein 4-like. The record is from RefSeq and is a predicted model, not a curated record. Bases 86 to 772 code for a protein of 228 amino acids. Gene Ontology annotation, molecular function: DNA binding. Gene Ontology annotation, cellular component: nucleus. The transcript has 2 exons. NCBI's taxonomy places the organism in Eukaryota, Metazoa, Arthropoda, Insecta, Diptera, Culicidae.
UAUCUAGAAGCGAAGUUUUACGAACAUAAGUUUGACGUUUGUGCUGUGUUCCGGUUCGAAGUUGUCUCCAUCUCUUAUCCCGAAAAUGUCGCCCCGGCCAGAUACUCGGAGGAAACUAACGGUUUUGACCGUUCACGAGCGGAUGAAGAUUAUUGAAAAGCACGCAGCUGGCUGGAAGAUCGGUGCAAUCUCGGAAACUUACGGCGUCCCUCAAAGCACCGUGUCCACUGUCGUCAAAAACAAGGAGAAGUGGAUUGCGAUGCAAGACAAGGGCAAUCUUCGAAAGCCACGAGCCGUCUCGAACGAACGCCUUGAAAAGGCCAUGAAGCUGUUUGUCCAACAAGCGCGGGAAAACAAUCUGCCGCUUUCCGGGAUCAUGAUCCGUGAAAAAGCUAAGGAUUUCGCCUGUCAGCUCGGCAUUACUGAGUUCAAAGGAAGCGCCGGCUGGCUCUCAAAGUUCGCAAAACGGCAAAAUCUUGCGUUCAAGAAGCUCUGUGGCGAGAGUGCCAGCGUUGAUACGAACAUGUGCGACGACUUCAAGCAGAAAACGCAGCCGGAUCUGGUUCGCGGCUACGAUCCGAAGGACAUUUACAACGCUGACGAAACUGCCUCGUUCUAUAAGUGCCUCCCCGAUAAAACCUACACGAUGCAGAGUGAGGCGUGCCACGGCGGUAAAUACUCCAAGCAACGAAUCACCGUUUUGUGCGCCACCAACAUGGACGGCUCGGAUAAGUUACCGUUGUUGGUGAUCGGAAUUGGGCAGCGGACGUGA